Molecule: messenger RNA, 5338 nt
Organism: Tyto alba (common barn owl)
Lineage: Eukaryota; Metazoa; Chordata; Aves; Strigiformes; Tytonidae
Product: glycerol-3-phosphate dehydrogenase, mitochondrial
Exons: 17
Coding region: 133-2316 (727 amino acids)
Biological process (GO): glycerol-3-phosphate metabolic process
Cellular component (GO): mitochondrion; glycerol-3-phosphate dehydrogenase (FAD) complex
Molecular function (GO): calcium ion binding; glycerol-3-phosphate dehydrogenase (quinone) activity
Source: RefSeq, a predicted model, not a curated record
GGCAGGGAGCCGGGCCUCCCCCCCCCGCCGCCUCCCAGUCCCCGGGCUCCUUCACUUCUCGUCCCGCCGGCGCGGCGAGCGGCGCGGAUCGGGGCGCGGGCCCGGCCGGGCUCCGGCAGCGGGGAGUAAAAAAUGGCAUUUCAGAAGGCAGUGAAAGGAACUGCUCUCAUUGGAGGAGGUGCCAUAGCAACAGUUUUUGGCCUCUCUCAAUUUUCUCAGUAUAGAAACAAACACGGUGCCUUUGUGCAUGUUCAGGCUGCAGAAGCUGUGACUGUUCCAAUAAAGAGCCAUUUCCCCACGAGAGAACAACAGAUUUUGGCUCUGCAAACCACAGGUGAAUUUGAUGUCCUUGUUAUAGGCGGAGGAGCAACAGGAUGUGGCUGUGCUUUAGACGCAGUCACUAGAGGACUAAAAACAGCCCUUCUAGAAAGAGAUGAUUUCUCAUCAGGGACCAGCAGCAGGAGUACUAAAUUGAUCCAUGGUGGAGUGAGAUAUCUUCAGAAGGCCAUCAUGAAGUUGGAUUUUGAGCAGUACAGGAUGGUGAAAGAAGCACUUGAGGAGCGUGCAAACCUGCUUGAGAUUGCUCCUCACCUAUCGGCUCCUUUGCCAAUAAUGCUCCCUGUUUACAAGUGGUGGCAGCUGCCAUACUACUGGUUUGGAAUAAAACUAUACGACCUCGUGGCAGGAAGUCAGUGUCUGAAAAGUAGUUAUGUCCUUAGCAAGUCGAGAGCCUUGGAGCUCUUUCCAAUGCUACGCAAAGACGAGCUUGUUGGGGCUAUUGUCUACUAUGACGGACAGCACAACGACGCGCGGAUGAACCUCGCCAUCGCCCUCACCGCCGCCAGGUACGGCGCUGCCACCGCCAAUUACGCUGAAGUGCUGCGCUUGCUGAAGACGACGGAGGCGGCCAGCGGGAAGGAGCGCGUCUGCGGGGUGCGCUGCAGGGACGUCCUCACAGGGCAGGAAUUUGAUGUCAAAGCCAAAUGUGUUAUCAAUGCUACGGGACCUUUCACAGACUCUGUGCGCAAAAUGGAUGAUCAGGAAGUACCAAACAUCUGUCAGCCAAGUGCAGGCGUGCAUAUUGUGAUGCCUGGUUAUUACAGCCCUGAUAACAUGGGUCUGCUUGACCCGGCCACCAGUGAUGGUAGAGUGAUUUUCUUCCUGCCCUGGGAGAAGAUGACUAUUGCAGGGACCACAGACAGCCCGACUGAUGUUACGUCCCAUCCGAUACCAACAGAAGAAGAUAUAAACUUCAUUUUGAAUGAAGUGCGCAACUACCUUAGCGUUGAUGUUGAAGUGAGAAGAGGAGACGUGUUGGCAGCGUGGAGUGGCAUUCGUCCUCUGGUCACAGACCCCAACUCCAAAGACACACAGUCGAUAUCCCGGAAUCAUGUCGUUACCAUUAGCGAUAGUGGCCUUGUCACGAUAGCAGGGGGGAAGUGGACAACCUACCGUGCCAUGGCGCAGGACACCAUUGAUGCAGCUGUUCAGGCCCAUGGUCUGAAGGCAGGUUCCAGUAAAACCGUUGGACUGCAGCUAGAGGGGGCUGAGGACUGGAGUCCCACUCUCUACAUUAGGUUGGUCCAAGACUAUGGGCUUGAAAGUGAGGUGGCCCAGCACCUCGCUUCGACAUACGGCGACAAGGCUUUUGAGGUGGCCAAAAUAGCCCAAGUCACAGGAAAGAGAUGGCCUAUUGUUGGAAAACGUCUUGUAUCUGAAUUUCCUUAUAUUGAAGCUGAGGUUGUCUACGGCAUUAAGGAGUAUGCCCGCACAGCAGUGGAUAUGAUUUCCCGACGUACUCGCUUGGCCUUUCUGAAUGUGCAGGCUGCAGAGGAAGCCCUGCCAAGAAUCGUAGAUAUAAUGGGGAAAGAACUCAACUGGAGCGAGCAGAAAAAAAAGGAAGAACUUGAAGCUGCUAAAAAAUUUCUCUAUUAUGAAAUGGGCUACAAAGUAAAAUCAGAUCAAUUAACAGACAGUUCUGAAAUCAGCCUAUUGCCUUCAGAUAUUGAAAGGUACAAGAAGCGAUUCCACAUGUUUGACAAGGACAAGAAAGGGUUUAUUACUAUACUGGAUGUGCAGCGUGUCUUGGAGAGCAUCAGUGUGCAAAUUGCUGAAAAUACACUUCAUGAAAUUCUAAACGAAGUGGAUCUCAACAAAAAUGGACAGGUUGAGCUCAAUGAGUUUUUGCAGCUCAUGAGCGCCAUCCAGAAGGGCCACGUGUCCGGGAGCCGGCUGGCCGUGCUCAUGAAGACCGCCGAGGAGAACCUGCGGCAGAGGGUGGUGAUUCCGGUGGACCGGAGCGGCGGCGGGCUCUGAGCUCCGCCUCGCCGGGACGCCUCGCCGCCUCUCUGCUGAAAAACAUUCCGGCGCUUCUCACGGCCCUGCUUCUGCCAGGUCACCAGUCCCUCUCCAUCGCUGUAGCUCUUGCAGAAAUACAUUGGUGCCGCUUGUUUUCGUCAUUAGCCGUUUUCUGUACAGCUCCCGACGCUCCAGGGUGCGGCCUUUGGGAUUGGGUGUUCUCUAGACACGGGGGUUCGUUAACAGGAGUUCAGGGAUACAGUCUGGAAAGAUUUGGGGGCGCGUGCUGCCUCGCCCGGUAACUUUCUCAUCACCUUCACCGAAAACGAUGCUCAGAAAGUGAAUCCUGCCUUUAAAUGCACAUCCUCCUCGGCGCUGGGCUGGGCACAUCCUCCUCGGCGCUGGGCUGUGCACAUCAUCAUCUGCCUUAGGUAUUUAAAGCUGCUGAUCUGUCCUCUUCGGCAGAGAGCAAGAGGGGGGAAAGCUGAUGUUCUGGCCGGGGGAUGGUUCCCCAAAAGGAGCAAAACUGAGACUUGUUAGGGCGGGGGCCUGGCAGGAGCCGCCCGCGGCGGGGUGGGUCUGCUCUGUUUUUGCAGCGGUACCAGUUCAUGGCCAGACAGAAAUACCAGCAGUAAGAUGCUGAAAAACUACAAGACAUCUGAUUAAUCACCCAAGCUAAUAAUUUAUUUAAAAGCUAGGGGACAGCUUUCCUUUCUCCCAUAUUAAUAAAAAUAAGCUUCCUUUAAUAAAUAGCAUUGUCUAGCAGGCGGUGGCUCACGCUGCCGAGUGCUUCGUCCCGUUUCCAGUUUUGGCCAACCCCUGGUGAUGUGUAGGAUGUGGCAGGUUUUGACGGAGUAACAGCCUCGUUUAUUUAAAAGUGCUCAAACACAAAGUGAAACAAUGAAAUUUGGUUUGCAUUCCACUACCUUUUCUAUAAAAAUGAAAGGGCUAUUUUUCAACAGAUUAAUGGGAAAAAAAAAAAAAAAAAUUAGGACCACUUGAGCUGUUUUCAACAACGUUGUAUCUGGCUAUUUGCCUCUGUUGUUAGAUUGACUAGGUUCAAGAUCAGCUGGAAGAUUUCUGCUUCAUGUAGAACAAGCAAUGGAGUAAGAGUGGUUUAUUGAUGAAUUUGUCAUUCUGUUCUAUUCUUUGAGUAUAAAUACCAGUUUACAACUCAAAACAAGCUUCAGUUCCAAGGUGUCAUAAUUUCUACUUGUGUAAAAUCUGAUGUAUUUUAACUGAUGUCACCACUUUCACUAAUGGAAAAUAAUAGUACAGGGAUGAACAGGAAAGAUUACUUUGAUAUUUUAAAAGGGAAAAUGAUUACAUACACAAAAUGGAGAUGCAGAGGAGUGUUACUGUGUAGCACAGCAAGUACAGAUGUUGUGUUUGGCUGGAGAGGCAGAGUCCUUAAAGAAAUAACAAUAAAAAUUCAGGUGGUUAGAAAUAAUAGAUUUAAAAAAGAAAAAAAAAAAAAAAAAAAAAAGGCAAGCCUCACUUAAAAUUCAGUAAGUGGUUAUAUUUCUGUCAGUCCAAACAGUUGGUAAAAUCUGGAGAGAGGGAGAUGGUCUCGGUUAAAAUGCCUUUCAGAUGGUUUUUGCAUGUUAAAUUUUUUUUUGAUGCUGCCUUGUACCAAACUGCAGAUAUUGUUACAGGGUUAUGGCUUUUUUGCUUUGAGUCCUGUGCUAGUGAGGCACAGGCUGUGUGAAUGAGGAGUUAGCACACAUUGGACAGUGUAAGAUUUUUUUUUUUUUUUUUUUUUUUUUUUUAAUGAACAAAGGGGUUUGUUUCUGUGGGCCUGUAAACUUUUCUUUUUGAAACAUGUUCCAGUAUAUUCGGGUGAAGUAUACAAUGUUUGACGCAGCUUUGUAUUUCCAAAACUCUCUUUGAAUACGAACACAAUCACAGAUUUUACAUAUACUGCACAAUUGGAGGGAAAUGAACGUACAAUAUACAGGUUAUUGUGGUUCAGGGAGCAGGUAAGGCGGGAAGGGGUUUAGGAUUCUACUAUUAACAAUAAUUUAAGAGAGGGGGUGGGGGUAAAAGUAAUGAGACCUUUGCCAGGCCACAUAAAGAAAAAUAUUUACAAUAUUUAACAUCUUUUGUAUGGUUUAAAAGAAAAAUUCUCCUCCGCUCCUCUAGAAAUGGCACUGUUGAGAAUUAAUAAUACAAGUUUACUUGUAAAGCCAGGAUUUUCUGCUUUGUACCCAAAGUAUACUCUUUGUUCGCUUGUUUUAGUAAUAUUGCAUACAGAAUGUGACUUUGGGAUUUUCUUGGCUAUAUGUGUGUCCUCUGAUACGAAUUUGCUUUGCAUCUUAGGCACUUUACUGUCAUGCUUCUCUGCUCCUUUGUAUGGCACAGCAAGAUCUUGUAUGACUGCCUUGUGUAACACGAGAAGAUUGCAUGUGUUACUCGAAACAGCUAAAUCUAUACAUGGAAAAAAAUCUAGGAAGUAUUUAUUUUUCACCUCACAUUUGUUUUCAGGAAUGUUGGUUUGGUUUGGUUUGGGUUUUUUCAUGUGAAUGUACUGUAGAAAGAGUUGUAAAAUGUUACUGUCCUGCAUUGUUCUGAUCCUAGGUGGAAAAACAGUAAUGUGAUUUUUUUUUUUUUUUUUUUUUUUCCCCCUCUUUUUUUGAGGUGGGAGUUGGAUUUCUGGAUUUGGGGGGGGGGGGUGGAUUUAUUUUGUGUUUUAAAUAAAGCGCACGCCUAGAGGGGAGGGGACGGGUUAUACAUGCAGUGUGUUUAUAUAUGUGUGUAUAAAUAGGUGGGUAUAUAUGUACACGCACACACUGCCUGCUUUACAUGUGGCACUUACUGUUUUGGUAGGUUACUGUUCUAGUCUGAACUGUUAAAUACUGUGUUUGAGGCUGGGUUGUCAUUUUUAUAACUGUCUUGGUGUUUUACUGCCAUUAUUUAUUACUUUUGAUAUACAGAAUGAGCUGCAUGCAUUUAUAGAGCAAUAAGAGGAUGUAUUUAAUGUGCCUUGUUUUUAACUCAGUAAGAACUGAAAGCAUGAAUCAAUAAAACUGAUUAAAAAUGG